Molecule: messenger RNA, 1653 nt
Organism: Saccharomycopsis crataegensis
Lineage: Eukaryota; Fungi; Ascomycota; Saccharomycetes; Ascoideales; Saccharomycopsidaceae
Gene: MDM31
Product: Mdm31p
Exons: 1
Coding region: 1-1653 (550 amino acids)
Biological process (GO): mitochondrion inheritance
Cellular component (GO): mitochondrial inner membrane
Source: RefSeq, a predicted model, not a curated record
AUGAUUCUUGGACGGCGAAAGGUUCUAUCGUGGCGGAAAGUGUACGGGGUUGCAACUGCUGGUGUCCAGAAUUAUGGAUCCGGCAGGUUGGCGAUGAUGGCGGCCAUCAAACAUACUACUACAAAGACUCAAAGUAUCAGCUCUAGAUUUUAUAGUACAGAAGACCAUAGAUCAUCAUUCAAUUUUGGGAAUAUUAGCGAGAAACUCAAUGAGUUAAAGAACGUUGCUGGAGUUAGUAAACGGGCUCUAAGGCAGCAAUACAAUGAGCAUUAUUAUCAACAAUACUAUCAAAAUCUCACAAAAGAACGUUCACAACGUUUCAAAAGAUAUUUUUCAAUCAUCUUGGCGGCAGUAGUAUCAUGGAUUGUGUUCUCAUAUGUCUACAAUAAGCAGAUUAAAGAAUUCAUUGCCAGGACAUUAGGUAAUUACAUCACCAAAAACUCGCGAUUUACCGUGAUUUUUGAAGAGGCAAGUAUAUUGCCAGGGUGGAACAAGAUCUAUUUUAAGAAAUGCUUUAUAUCAAAAAGACCCAAGAGUGCGAAGAAGUUUGUGAAGGGCAGUCAACAAGAUGCCAUAGAUAAUGCAGUAAAGGAGCAGGAGCUGGCGGUGGAAGACUACGAUGAUGGUAACUAUACACAAUAUGAUUUGACCAUCAAUGAAAUCAACAUGAGCAUUUCGUUUACGAAAUGGUUCAAUAGUAAAGGUAUUUUAAAGGACGUGGAAAUGAAAGGAGUGAGAGGAAUUAUCGAUCGAACCCAUGUCAAUUGGGAUCCGAACGACGAUGCAAGAAAUUACUUGAAUGUUCCAUCCCCAGGAGACUUUAACAUUGAAAACUUUCAAAUAGAGGAUUUCUUGGUGACAUUAUAUCAACCUGGGGGAUUCAGACCUUUCAAUAUCAGUAUUUUCAAUUGCCAACUAAGUAAAUUGAGACAAAAUUGGUUUUUGCUUGAUUUCUUGUCGGCAAACAACAUCAAUGGUUCUUACGAUGGAUCGCUAUUUACGAUAAACAAAAUAUUUGAUCAACAGAAGAAUGAUUAUUUCACAAGAUGCCGAAUUGACGGCUUAAACGUUGAUCAUUUGAAUGCUGGCAUGGAUGGGCCUUUGGGAUGGAUUGUCAAAGGAACAGUUGAUAUGUGCGGAGACAUUAGAGUUCCAAGAAAUAAUCAUAAGGUUCAAGAAUUUUUCAAGCUUAUCAAGGAUGAAAUGGCCGAAAACAUUUUCGGGUCGGAUAGCGCUAAUGAUGUUAGUGAAGAUUAUGAACGAGAAUACAAGGCGUAUUAUCACGAGGAUGACAAGUUUGGCCUAAGGUUAAGGCUUCAACUUAACAAUGUGAAAGCGAAGAUCCCUCUUUUUACGAAUGAGUUGUCGUAUAUAAAUUUUGCGCUUAUGAGGCCGAUUGUCGGGUACAUAAAUUCCCGACAGACGUUUGUGGCAAUAAAUUGUGAAGUAAUUAAAUCAAUGAAGGACUUCAACGGUUCAUGGACUAUUUAUGAUUCUCUAUUGAUGGAUGAUAUUUCUGAAAAAGUUUAUGAAGAAUUUGGUAAUUACGUUAUUGAUGAAGAGCAAAAGAGUAAAAGAGUUAAGAAGAUUGGAUUUUGGGCACUUCAGAUAAUGCUCCAGGUGUUCUUAUUUGGCUUGAGUAGUAUAGGUUGA